CCCCCUUCCCGUUCCCCGGAAAUGCACCGUAGGAGCGGAAGCGCCCGCCUGCAGUUGCCGGCAGCAGUUCCGUGAUGGUGGGCGGCGGCGGGAUGGGGGGCGGCCUCCUCGAGAACGCGAACCCCCUCAUCUACGAGCGCUCUGGGGAGCGGCCAGUGACCGCGGGCGAGGAGGACGAGCAGGUUCCAGACAGCAUCGACGCGCGCGAGAUCUUCGAUCUGAUUCGUUCCAUCAAUGACCCGGAGCAUCCACUGACGCUGGAAGAAUUGAACGUAGUAGAGCAAGUCCGGGUUCAGGUGAGCGACCCCGAAAGCACAGUGGCCGUGGCCUUCACACCCACCAUUCCGCACUGCAGUAUGGCCACACUUAUUGGCCUGUCCAUCAAAGUCAAGCUUCUGCGAUCCCUUCCCCAGCGUUUCAAGCUGGACGUGCACAUUACACCAGGGACCCAUGCCUCGGAGCAUGCAGUGAACAAGCAGCUUGCGGAUAAAGAGCGGGUGGCAGCCGCCCUAGAGAACACCCACCUGCUGGAGGUUGUGAACCAGUGCCUAUCAGCCCGCUCCUGAGCCUGAAUUUUUGCUCCCAGCCCCACGCAGGGCUCAUGGCCUUGUUUUCUUGAACCACUGACAAUAAGAAACUAACAUUUUGCAUUUUGUAAUAAACCCUUAAUUUAUAUUCAUUUCCCA
Messenger RNA from Lagenorhynchus albirostris (white-beaked dolphin), 686 nucleotides. RefSeq names its product cytosolic iron-sulfur assembly component 2B (gene CIAO2B). The record is from RefSeq and is a predicted model, not a curated record. Lineage: Eukaryota; Metazoa; Chordata; Mammalia; Artiodactyla; Delphinidae. Gene Ontology annotation, cellular component: cytosolic [4Fe-4S] assembly targeting complex. The transcript has 5 exons. The coding region runs from base 75 to 566 and encodes 163 amino acids. Gene Ontology annotation, biological process: iron-sulfur cluster assembly.